CUCAUUUGACAUUGCCAUCAAAACAUAAGCACUCUUUUCUCUAAAUCCACCUUCUUCAGAUAUCUAAAUCAUCUUUCACUCUCUUCACUGAAUUGCAACUUGCUUCCAGUAGUGGUCUCUAAUUUGCAGACCUCUGUUGGAUGCUGUUGCAUUUCUUCAGCUGAUAAUUACUGUGUUCAUCACUAGUUUUGGGAGAUGUCAGCCCCUCUUAGCAAAAGCUUACAGCUAGCUUCAACAUUGAAGAUCGAAGAAGAAGCCAUGGUGACAAAGACUCAAGGUAUUGGAUCCAUUCUUGGGUCUGAUUCUGAAAGAAGUAAAUCUUGUUCACUGAGAAGAACGCUGUCAGCUGAUAUGUCGUCAACCAAAUGGAUUACACAACAUGGGUUGUCUCCCAUGAAAAAGAUUGCAUCUUCUAAAGAGUUCACAAUCUCUUCUAUCACUGACUCUUCAGAAGGAGAAGAAGAGGAGGAGACUGAGCUACAAAGCCACUUUCAUUUUUGGAGCUUAAUUCAAGAAGAGGUAAAAGAGAAGAAAGAGGUUGAAGAAAAGCCUGGCCAAUUCGACAUAUGGAGUUCAAUCAUAUCACAAAAAGCUCAAGAUGCCUCCAACAAAUCACUUCCACCUCCUUAUGUCCACCCUCUUGUCAAAAGAAAAGCCAAUUCUUUAACCAAAAAAAGCCUUGAAAUUUGCACCGAGAGUCUUGGAUCUGAAACUGGCUCUGAUGGUUUCUCUUCUUACCCAUCAUCAGAGACUGGUGACACCGACGACGACAAAGAGAUGGACCAAGAACAACCUCUUCAACAACAACAAGAUGACAGAAUGACAAAGAGUUUUGAUGUUGAAGAAGUGAUAGUUCCCAAGUACAAUUAUGCUGUUGUCAAGAAAUCACCACAACCAUCAUUCCCUCCUCCAAUUUCUUCUCUUUCUUAUCACGAUGGAGCUUCUAUUCGUAUGCAGUCUCGUCGCGACAAUGGCAGAUUAGUUCUUGAAGCUGUUUCUGUUCCUUCAACUAACAACUUCCGCGCUCAACGACAGGAUGGCCGUCUUGUGCUUACUUUUGUCAACACUAAUGAAAUGGACUAUAAAGAAGUAGUGGAAGAGAAGUUUGAAGAGGAAGAAGAAGGAGAGGAGGAGGAGGAGGAAGAGGAUACAGAGGAAGAAGAGGUGGAGGAGACUGAGAAUGAAAACAAAGGAGUAGAAAUGGAGAUUGAAUUUAUGAUGGAUCAGGAAGCGCCAAAAUUGUCCAACAUGGUGCUCAAUGUGCGUGGGUUGACGCUGGUUAUGAAUAAGCAAAUGGGUUUGGCAAAAACAAAGCCAACGUGGGCUAACAAGUUCAAUGAAGUGGUGAAAUUCGAUGAGGUGGAGUACAUGAAGCCUUCAAUACUAGCACAAUCACUUCCUCCGCCGGCAAGGAUGGCUCGCCUGAUUCCAAAACCAGAGGCGGCAACAGUGGGCACCGCCACGGGGGCUACAUUCAAUGCUUAUGAGUACUACUGGAGGCCCAAGCCCAUGGCAGCUGGGCCUGCGGUAGUUCCCAAACAAAAAUUACCGGAAAACAGCAAGUUUAUUCUCUCGAAGAAUAAAAAUUCAGUGGACGAUGGGCAGAAACAAGUACUGCUGUUGAGUGGGAAAAAGGGAGAUUAUUUGCUUCCUUUGACGAAGAGCUGCAAGGACCCAAGAAGGUCUCUUUUGUUUUGGGAACCUUAUUGCAUUGCUACUUCCUGAAAUGCAACUCCAUCAUCAUUACUGUUAUUAUUUACCAUAACUUCUCGAGUCUGUGUAAUCAAAUAAAAGAACGAAGAAGGGCGACAGUACUUUGAUUUAGAAAAUCAAAGCGAAAGAGAGAUUAACAGUGCACAUUUAUAUAAAUAUAUAAUAUAAUAUUCAUAUGUAAUUCUAUAA
Molecule: messenger RNA, 1902 nt
Organism: Mangifera indica (mango)
Lineage: Eukaryota; Viridiplantae; Streptophyta; Magnoliopsida; Sapindales; Anacardiaceae
Product: protein FAF-like, chloroplastic
Exons: 2
Coding region: 196-1725 (509 amino acids)
Source: RefSeq, a predicted model, not a curated record